AUGGGAUGGUGGUCGGAAAAAUCUUGGAAUUUGAAGUUGGAGAAUUCAAGGUAUGCACUCAAUGACGAGGUUGCUGCAGAGGAGGAAGAGUUACGACACAUUUUGACUGAAGUAGCUCCAAAAAGAUACGUUCCGGAUGGAUUCUCCUGGCCGAUUGGGUGUGAAGAGGUGUAUGUUGUUAGAGAUUACUACCGUAAAUUGAUUAUGGGAAUGACUGUGAUGGAGGUUCAGGCAUGUGUAAAAGAUGCAUUGAAAGUGUUGUGGCACUCAUGGAUGCCUUCGAAGGUGAAAAUAUUUGUUUGGCGACUAUUGCAAGACAAAUUAGCAACACGAGAGCAGCUGGUCAAAAGAGGUAUUUUAGAGAAUGAUGAUAGGUGCUUCUGUGUGUUUGGCUGCUCGCAGGGGAAGACGUACAUCACCUCUUUCUAG
Molecule: messenger RNA, 429 nt
Organism: Vicia villosa (hairy vetch)
Lineage: Eukaryota; Viridiplantae; Streptophyta; Magnoliopsida; Fabales; Fabaceae
Exons: 1
Coding region: 1-429 (142 amino acids)
Source: RefSeq, a predicted model, not a curated record